AUGGUGUCCACUCGUCAGUCGAGUAAUAUGGGAAGCAAAGUUACUGAUACUAGUGAACCUGGACCACCACGCAAACACAUCCAGAAUGCUGGUGCUAGUUCCUUGCCUGAACCAGCACCCAGCCGCAAUCUAAAUCUUCUGGAUUUGCCACCAGAGAUCUUUGAGAAGAUCGCAAGCUAUCUUGACUACAACACAAUCGCAAACAUUCGUCCGGUAUGCCAUCAAAUGAACUCGAUGUGUGGCGCGAUUCUGAGCUCCUCGUUCCAACGAAUCCUGGGACAAAUGCUGAGUCGCUUUCAUGGUAUCAAAGCCAGGAUGCCAAGACGUGAAUCAGCACGUCGAAACCACCCGCUGUCAUGUGAAUCUGAUAUCAUUGAAACUGUUCAUAUGCGACUUACUUUGUUGCAAAUGACGCUUGGCAAACACAUUGAACGUAAACACUGCUGUUUUUUUCCCGGUUUGAUUCUAGAUGAAGUAAACCGUGUUUUACACUACAUAAAAGUAACUCCAAAACUUGUAAAGCCUUACAAAGUUACUGACGAAUUAUUUGAUUUGAGUUCAAUGGCUAUGGAAUUCUUCAAAGAGCAGAUUGAGCCAACUCUGCCAGAAAUUGCAUGCUUUAGUGAUUUUCUUGACAUUGCUGGUACAUUUUCAACGUCAAGUAGCGUAAGCAAACCAUUCCUGUGUCUGGAUACUCUACCGCUGGUGGAUAAUAGCGACUGUAGCAGCAGCAGUGUAGAAUGCUCGUCCCGACCUUCGGUGCAUGAUGAACCCGAGUUGGUGGAGAUAAAUACACCACCUCAAUCAAACAUGGUUUUACGGAAACGUAUACGUAGAAUAAAACUUAACAUGAAAAAGUAUAACACCCAGCUGGUUCGGAUGCAACGCAAUCUCAAUCUCUGCAAAACCAAAAUAGCUGAACAACAGAAGCAGAUCCUCGAAUAUGCAAAUCGUCUUGAUGAUAAUGAUAAAAAGAACGAAGAAACAUCCAGAAAAUUCAGCACUCUACUACAGGAAUUGAAUAAAUGCAAGACAGAACUACAGUACUGGCGUUCAAAGUCACCCGCAAUACCUGUCUGCAAUGGUUGUGGACAGUCGAUGCCGAUGCCUGCUGAAGAUCUACAAGCUCUGGCCAACCAGUCAGCGAGCGUACUUGCAGAAUCAUUCGCAGAGCCCCUUAAUUUCAUUCCUAUAGCUUUUGAUAGCCCUAGUGAGUCUAUUCAGGAGCAAUUGACACCCCAGACAUCGGUGAUGGCGCCACCUAAGGCACCACUCUCCGUUCCAACAAAACGAAAAGUUUCCAUUGAUGACGCAGCGUCUGAUGCCACCAAAAAAUCCCGACGUACUGUAAAGUCACGUCAUGCCAAGCGUAAUAAAAUUUAA
Molecule: messenger RNA, 1383 nt
Organism: Cotesia congregata
Lineage: Eukaryota; Metazoa; Arthropoda; Insecta; Hymenoptera; Braconidae
Source: the annotation of a GenBank genome assembly